This is a messenger RNA of Jaminaea rosea, 661 nucleotides long. RefSeq lists its product as hypothetical. The transcript has a single exon. The coding region runs from base 103 to 444 and encodes 113 amino acids. Lineage: Eukaryota; Fungi; Basidiomycota; Exobasidiomycetes; Microstromatales. The record is from RefSeq and is a predicted model, not a curated record.
CUCACGCCCCUCCCUCGCCCCUCGUCCGUUGCCCCUCUUUCUGCACGACGCAGCACGACGCGAGCCAUUUUUUGCCGCUUCAGAGAACGCACGCCUCUGACAAUGACCCCCACAUCGAGCUCAAACAUUGAGAAGAGCGACGAGCUAGUAGAUGGCAAGAGGAGAGAUACAGAGCAAUGGUACAACCAGGACCUGCGAAGCAUCACCGCAUUGCGCUGCUGCUGGACCUUGUCAAUGACUGUGCUGUGCUUGAGCAUCCACGAGCGAGUGACGACGGUCAGCAACUAUAUUGAGCCCUCGUCCUCCUUGCCCUUUGUUCUCCCCCUCGUCUCUUCCCUUCUGGACCCGCUCCGCUGCUGCUGCUGCUGCUGCUGCUGCUGUGUCUUCUUUCCUCUGCUUCGCUCGCAGCGCAUCAGCAGCUACGUCGCUUGUUUAGUGAUCUAGCUCAGCUCGCCAUCAGAGGGAUGGAGGAAGGGGCCAAACAAAUAGCCAAGAAACGCUCGCAUAGUAGCAUCGCACAGGUAAGCCGUCGAUUCGAUGAUGGAUCGACUGAGAAAAGAUACUCCAUCAAUCGCUGCGACGGGACGUUCAAAGGCCGUUUACGUGCGUCGAGUCGAGGAAGCGUUCUGCCCAGGCGAGCACAAGGCAGGCAGCGGGCGUG